This is a messenger RNA of Cooperia oncophora, 531 nucleotides long. The record is from the annotation of a GenBank genome assembly. NCBI's taxonomy places the organism in Eukaryota, Metazoa, Nematoda, Chromadorea, Rhabditida, Trichostrongylidae.
AUGAAGUACGUCACCGUGUUCUACAUGCUUCUCCAUGCAGCUGUGGCCACCCAUACUAAGGCUAAACUGAAGUAUCCCCAGCAGGAACAAACUGCGCUUCAGAGGCGACGAGAGUCGCAGGAAACCCUCUCUAGUGUUCAGUGCUCCCUCUUGGGCAGAUAUGCUCCAAACGCUCUACUCUAUGAUGUACUGCCUCUGCUGCUGCAAAUUGUGCAGCCGCCUAUCAAGACGAUGAACCAACAGUUGUACAGCACGCAGGAAUUGAAGGAGAUUGACAACGUCGUGAGCAUAAUGGCAGAUUAUCACUUGACCUUUACCCCAACAGUCGCACCGAUUGACGUGCUAACGAUGUUUCCGAUAUCGGAUGAGAGCGCACGAAAUUUGCUGUCGAACUCAACAAGACAGAUGAUCGCACAGAAGAUAACGGUUUUCCUUGCCACUGGAAACAGAACAGAUGAGAAUUUGGCUCCUAAAAGCAAUAUAGCGCAUAUCAAACAACUGGUGGCAGCAUUUGCUAGAGUGCACCAGUGA